AUGUGGUUAGUCAGUGAGCGUCGGGGCCGAGCCGACGGCGACGGUACGGAGCACGAGGUUCGAAGCGCGGGAGAACUGCGCUGCUCGAUCAGCCAGCGCGCCGGCCACAGCACGGUGGAGUUCAAGAGUGCGGCGUGCGCGGGGGCCGUGGAGCCGCCCGCGCCGCCCCUGGCCACGCUGCCGGACCCUCAGCAGUUCAACAUCUUCCCGGCCUUCUUCAGCCGCCAACUCAACUUCAGCGCCAGUGCCAGCGGAGGUCAAGGCUCAAAGAUCAUGGAGGAGUUGCGGCCCAACUUAGUUGGCGGCUUGCUCGGCGUGCCCGGCUUACUUGACGAGCACCAGGCUGAUGCCAAGUUCCUGCAAUCAGGUGCGGAAAGCAAAUACACGCCAGAUAAAGGUCGCAAGUGUAGCAACGCGUCGUCCUCGUCUGCGGAGGAGUUCGGCGGAUUGUACGGCGGAGAUCAUGCAGCGACACCGCCUGCGCCACCACUUAGUCGCUCUUUGCAAGAUCACUCAGGUAGA
Messenger RNA from Brenthis ino (lesser marbled fritillary), 522 nucleotides. The record is from the annotation of a GenBank genome assembly. NCBI's taxonomy places the organism in Eukaryota, Metazoa, Arthropoda, Insecta, Lepidoptera, Nymphalidae.